ACCAUCAUCAUCGUCGUCAAUGGGGUCAGCGAGAAGCAGAGGAACGACGAAGCGCUCUGCGGCAGCCAACGCGCUGGUGCAGAACCUCACCAACUCGGCGUGGAUGUACCUGGCGCCGGUGGUGUUCGGGGUGGCGAGGAGCCUCUACAACCAGCACCUCCGGCGGCGGCUGGGCCGGCACGUCCCGUCCGUCGACCCCUUCGUCACCGUCGACGUCGUCGCCAGGCUGGGGGACCCGCACCCCUACCACUCCUACCACGACGAGGAGGCCAAGUCGAGCGACGCCUACGCUGAGGUGCUGGCGUACCUGAGCGCCGCGUGCUCGCGGGAGGCGCGCAAGCUCCGCGCCGAGGGCCACGGCUUGGUGCUCGGCCUCCGCGACGGCCAGGAGGUGGCCGACGAGUUCAAGGGCGUCACCGUGUGGUGGUGCGCGGUGCCGCCGUCCCCGGCCGACGCCAGGAGGCGCUGCCGCCUCACGUUCCACGAGUCCCACCGGAGGCUCGUCGUCGACGAGUACCUGCCCCACGUCCGCCGCACCGGACAGGAGCUCCUCUCCGGCAACCGGCCACGCAGGCUCUACUCCAUCAAGGAGCUCAACUACCAUUCUGGGAGGGAUGAUGUAUGGAGCUAUGUAGACUUCGACCACCCGGCCACGUUCGAGACCCUGGCCAUGAACCCAGCAAAGAAGCGGAUGGUCAUGGACGACCUGGAUGACUUCCGCAACAGCCGGGACUACUACCGCCGCAUCGGCAAGGCGUGGAAGCGCGGCUACCUCCUCUACGGGCCGCCGGGCACAGGCAAGUUCUCCAUGAUCGCCGCCAUGGCCAACCACCUCAACUACGACGUCUACGACAUCGAGCUCGCCUCUGUGCACACCAACGGCGACCUCCGCAAACUCUUCGCCGAGACCACGCGAAGGUCCAUCGUCGUCAUCGAGGACAUCGAUCGCUCCCUCGACCACGCCACAACGGAGCCACAGAGGGAGACCAAGUCCAGUGCGCGCCCAUACCCGCACUCGACAUGCCCGGCUCGUACGCUGUGGCUUAUUCGCCCUUCACUAGUGACGCUGCCGGGCCUGCUCAGCUUCAUGGACGGGCUGUGGUCGGCGCACGGCGGCGAGCGGAUCAUCGUGGUCACCACCAACUGGUCCCGCGCGCUCGACGAUCCGGCGCUGGCCCGGCGGGGGAGGAUGGACGUGCACAUCGAGAUGAGCUACUGCGAGUUUGGGGCGUUCAUGACGCUCGCCAAGAACUACCUCGGCGUGGACGCGCACCCUCUCUUCUACGCCGUGGAGGAGCUGCUGCGGGUGGCGGACAUGACGCCCGCGGACGUCGCCGAGUGCCUGAUGUCGCGCUCCGAGCGCGCCGCCCGCGGCGAUGCCGAUGCAUGCCUCGCGCGCUUGGUUGACGAGCUCAAGAGGAAGGCCAAGAAAAAUGCUUUAUUGCAAAAAGAAGAAAAAUGCUAUACUUGUCAAACACUAGAUGAUACCCCACGCGAUGCUGCAGGACACUACUCAAAAUAACCACUGAGAAGAGAUGAUUCACAUAAUGCAAAAAAAAAGAUGCAGGAUAAUGGUGGCUAGUGGUAAAUUAACAUUUUUUACAACUAUAUUCCUUGCAUAUUUUAUCUACAAAAAUUAAUGAUUUCGUCAAAUUAUUGUUCUCCCAUUAAAAUAUACUCCCUCUGUUCAGAAUUAACUGACGCUGAAACGAGUGUAUCUACACACUGAAACACGCCUAGAUACACACAUUUCAGCAUCAGUUAAUUCCGAACAGAGGUAGCAUGUGAGCUACAUACAAAUAAGUACUAUAGUACAAUUGUCCCAAACUCCCAAUAAAAUAUUUGAACACAAAAUGAUGGAAGAUAAACCCACCAAUUUGUGAGGAGAUAUAACAGGGUUAUCCAAAAAUAUGCAAAAAAGAAAAGAGGCACAGUACAAAUAACCCAAAGGAGAGAUAGUUCUAAGGAUCUAGGAACUGCAUCAGACAAUGUCUCUCGAAUAGAUAUGUAAACUGCAUGUAUCUUAUACUGUGGACGAAAUAGUACAUAGAAGUGUAGAACCUACAUCCAGCAAUGUCUCUCGGAUUAUUGGGCACUUUAAGACAUCGACAUAUCAAAGUGGUAAUUAUUUUUCAACAUGUAUACUGGGUGACUUGGCUCUCUAUCUACAAAGAAGAUGGUUCUUAUUGGAAGAACAAAACAAUGUCAGCCAUCAUUCAAGGGACCGAAAAGAAGCAUAACAUAUUUGCCACUGGAGAAUGGUUUCACUUAUGUCAACAACUCAACACAACACACAAUAUGAUUGAAUCUAGUAUAUAAAUUCUAGCGUACAAAAUGUCAAGCAUAUAUGUCAAACAUUCGCCCACAGUAUAAGAUACAUGCAGUUUAGAUAUCAAGUAUAUAUGUCAAACAUUCGUCCACAGUACAAAAUGUCACCUCACUGUCUCAAAUGCUUAUUAAAAAUGAAACCAGAUUCAUGACGAACUGAUAAGAGGCACAAGCUAAAUGCCCAACCAGAUAACUACCUAUCCAGAAGACAAUAAUUAAGCGGUUAAAAGAACUAGCAAGGCACCUAUCCACUACCGUAGCUAAUGUGGCUUAAAUUCAAUCGAAGGAAAAUGAUAUGAACCUAAGACGAAGAUAAAAGGUGAAAAAAAUGAGGAUAUACACCCAAAAAAUCGU
Molecule: messenger RNA, 2682 nt
Organism: Triticum urartu
Lineage: Eukaryota; Viridiplantae; Streptophyta; Magnoliopsida; Poales; Poaceae
Product: AAA-ATPase At3g28610-like
Molecular function (GO): ATP hydrolysis activity; ATP binding
Source: RefSeq, a predicted model, not a curated record